UCGCGACCUGCAAAUUCUGGCCCGAGCGAGCUGGUCCAGGGUCUGAGGACUAGAAGCAGCUGUGGCAAUGUUGCGGUGUGGCUCCCGGCGCCUUGGCUGUCUGCGUGCCGCUCUCCGGUCCCAGGCUCACCACCGGAGCGUCACCUUCUGCAUUGAUCCUUCCUUGGGACUAAAUGAAGAACAGAAAGAAUUUCAGAAAGUGGCCUUUGACUUUGCUGCUCGGGAAAUGGCUCCCAAUAUGGCGGAGUGGGAUCAGAAGGAGCUCUUCCCUGUGGACGUGAUGCGGAAGGCAGCGCAGCUGGGCUUUGGGGGGAUCUACGUACGAACAGACGUGGGUGGGUCUGGACUGUCUCGCCUCGAUACUUCUGUCAUCUUCGAAGCCUUGGCCACGGGCUGCACCAGCACCACGGCCUAUAUAAGCAUCCACAACAUGUGUGCCUGGAUGAUUGAUCGCUUUGGAAAUGAGGAACAGAGGCACAAAUUUUGUCCACCGCUCUGUACCAUGGAGAAGUUUGCUUCCUACUGCCUCACGGAACCAGGAAGUGGAAGUGAUGCUGCCUCUCUUCUGACCUCAGCCAAACGACAAGGAGAUCACUACGUCCUCAAUGGUUCCAAGGCCUUCAUCAGUGGGGGUGGUGAGUCAGACAUCUAUGUGGUCAUGUGCCGAACUGGAGGAUCGGGCCCCAAAGGCAUCUCCUGCGUAGUUGUUGAGAAGGGAACCCCUGGCCUCAGCUUUGGCAAGAAGGAGAAGAAGGUGGGGUGGAACUCCCAGCCAACCCGCGCAGUGAUCUUUGAAGACUGUGCUGUCCCUGUGGCCAACAGGAUUGGAAGCGAGGGGCAAGGCUUUCUCAUCGCCAUGAAAGGACUGAACGGCGGGAGGAUCAAUGUUGCAUCCUGCUCUCUUGGGGCUGCUCAUGCUUCAGUUAUCCUUACCCAAGAGCACCUAAAGGUCCGGAAGCAGUUUGGAGCACCUCUAGCCAGAAGCCAAUACCUGCAGUUCCAGUUAGCGGACAUGGCCACCAGGCUGGUUGCCUCCCGGCUGAUGAUCCGUACUGCCGCAGUGGCUUUGCAGGAGGAGCGGGAAGAUGCAGUGGCCCUGUGCUCCAUGGCCAAGCUCUUUGCUACAGAGGAAUGCUUCACUCAGAUCUGCAACCAGGCUUUGCAGAUGCAUGGGGGCUAUGGCUACCUGAAGGAUUAUGCUGUUCAGCAGUAUAUGCGGGACUCCAGGGUCCACCAGAUCCUAGAAGGUAGCAAUGAGGUGAUGAGGAUGCUGAUCUCUCGAAGCCUGCUUCAGGACUAGGUCCUAAACUGCAGAGUCUGGCCUGGAGUUCAUGUGCAGCUGCAAUCAGUGUGGAGUACUCAGAUAGCUUGUUCAGUUGCAAGUGGAUCCUGGAGUAGAUUGAAGGGUGUGCUCUUCUGAUAGAGAACCUUUGUGGUCAGCAGUGUGCUGGCUCUGAGAUAGGAACAGGAUUCUCAGUAGAGCUGGAAGGGCCCUGAGGAGCAUGCCAGAAGACUUGCUCUCUUGCUGUCCUCAUUCUGGAAAGACAAGCAGUCAACACUGUGGCUUGGAUUCACACGAUGUGCGUUUCGUUGAUUCUUGUCCUAGGGUCUGGGUCCCUCAAUGAAGCUUUUCCUGAUUGCAUAGGCAGAGGUUGGGGGAGGCAAGUGGACAGCCUCUCUCUUUCUGCUGUCUGUUCUGCACUGGCAGGGUCUCAGGACAGCACUCCUGAACUCAGAUCAUGAUGAAGUAAAUAUGUGGGAAUCUACUGCUAAGCUAUGAAUCAGACAUCUUUACUCUCCCCACCACAUAAUAAAUGUCAAGGGCUAAGAUUAUUUGGAACAUUUGAAUUUUUAUAUGGGCUUUUAUUUCCUCUUUUGGGGCUGCUUCUCUUUUUAAGUACUUUUAUUAGUACCUUGGUAAAUAAAAUCUACCUCUUUCAACUAUAAGCCUUAUAACUAUACUUGAUUUGAUUCAGUAUAUAUUUGAUUCAAUAUUUAAUUGGAUUUUUGAAUAAUUAAAUAUUUGAUUCAAUAUUCAAUUGGAUAUUAGAAUAAUUAGGAAUCUCUUCUAAGGCAGUUUGUCUUUUUAAAAGUACAUCUUUUAAUUAAUUUUGCAAACAAAGCAUUAUUUGUCAUGUAUGGAAGUCUAAGUAUUACUCAAUGAUUAGGACUUUGGGAAAACCCUGCUACAGAUGAUUAUCUAAUCCAUCUUUUGAUGUUAGGAAAGAACAAUGUACAUGAUGUUUUGUUAACCACGGUCACUGAUUAUAGAAAAGGAUGUAUGUCUAUAACUGUAGUAGACAUUUUUUCUGAAUGCU
Molecule: messenger RNA, 2318 nt
Organism: Peromyscus maniculatus bairdii (prairie deer mouse)
Lineage: Eukaryota; Metazoa; Chordata; Mammalia; Rodentia; Cricetidae
Gene: Acad8
Product: acyl-CoA dehydrogenase family member 8
Biological process (GO): lipid metabolic process
Cellular component (GO): mitochondrion
Molecular function (GO): acyl-CoA dehydrogenase activity; flavin adenine dinucleotide binding
Source: RefSeq, a predicted model, not a curated record